Messenger RNA from Daldinia loculata, 1708 nucleotides. RefSeq lists its product as uncharacterized. Lineage: Eukaryota; Fungi; Ascomycota; Sordariomycetes; Xylariales; Hypoxylaceae. The record is from RefSeq and is a predicted model, not a curated record. Bases 473 to 1558 code for a protein of 361 amino acids. The transcript has a single exon.
GGUGGAAUCCUAAGGUGCCUGCCUGGGGAUUUAAAUAGUUGAAUGAAUCGAAGGAAGGAACCAUAUGGCUGUCUUUCCUAUUGUUUCCGAGGCGACAGCAUACAUGUACAGGUUCGAUUACCUAUAGGUACCUAGAGGUGCAUAAGGCAAGAACUACCUAAGUUUACCUUUACAUUAUCCUCUCUGCCUGCACAUAUUCAACCCCAUAUUUUUACGAGUCCUUAAACACCUUAUGAGGUUUUGUUUUGACUUUCCCAUCCUUAUCUUCUCCUACCAACCUUAGCAACUCUCUGUUGUUGAGCAAGUCAAUCCCCCGAAACCCACCAUUCUGUAUUUUACACCUUGCACGCUUCUACUUCUAACAACCCUCUGAGGCUGUCAUAACCUAGUUCUUACAAUUUGACGGAGUUACUUGGACUUUCUGUUUGUGAUUACUGAAGAGCCCAAAGAAAAGACGAAUUCUACCGUCAAGAUGUUUGGACAUGGGAAUAUAGAGGACGCGAAAAAGCUACAAGCUUCUUUCACACGCGCAAAAUCACCUCGGCGCAAUAAACGAAAUCAGGAGAGGAGAAACGGAAUCAACGCACGACGGGGAGGUGCCUUAGUGAACCAUCGCCAGCAACAUAACCAAUGUGGUCAAGGUAGUGGUGUACAGGGACGUGCUCAACUAGGCUCAAGUUUAAUAAUUCGCCCUCGAGGAAAUACGAUGCAGCAUCACCCUGUACGAUCAACUCAGGGAGGUAUUACCCCAACAUCUCGCCCUCAUGACAUGCCUAUGUUCCGCGGCACUGGAGAACCACGAGCUGUUCUCACUGAGGGUAUAACCCCUCUACAAGGACACUCUGUCUCACAAAACGUAGCCCUUACGAUUCCCGCUCCGCAAGAGACAUGGCAGAAACGCAUUAUGUCCUCUAGUGAAGAGGGAAAUAUUGCACCGAAGCGUCUCAAGGGCGAACUUACGGGGGGUUCGACUCAAAUACAAAUGCAAACAGCCAACAGCCCUCCUCCGCCGCAGUUUUGUGGACAAAUCUUUGGCCCACAGAGUGUAGGCGGCUAUUUCCAGACUGCUCAGGCCUCGACUCCAUCUCCGGAUCAGCUACAAUUUACUUAUCCACUUCAACCCAAUACUACUUUGGUAGACCCUGCUUUGGCAUACAGCUCCGAUGCUUCUACCUUAGUCUCUCAACGAGCCCCUUGGCACCAUCACUCGGAUUCUGUACAAUCCGAGACAUCGCUCCUUGAUGAAGGGGGUGAGCCGGUUAGCCAAGACGUGAUGCAAUUCACUACUAGGAACGAGGCUCGCCAAGAUGAUGAUGUGGCCAUGGGUGGUGUGGAGACAAGAAGCAAUGUCAAAGGAGGCCUUAAAGCUUCACGGUGGAAUCCUGACAACCCUAAUCAUUAUCCCGAGAAAGAUUUUCCUGAGCACUUCUGGGGAGAGCCCAUGCGUGUUGAUCCGCCAACUCAGGAAAGACGUGGUCCUUCCGUUCCAACCGGCCAAACUGUGAUCAGUGGUAUCUCCAAAGGACCUGGUCUCGCAGACUCUCGCUGGGCUUCGUAAAGUCAACUAAGAGAGUCGCUAUACCGAACCCCAAGUCUCUAUUGUGGUUGUACCUAUGUUAUUACCAGCCUCAUUUUUUCUAGGACUGCCAGCUAGAAUACCUCAGGUAUUCAGUACUUAUGUUCAUCGUUACGCAUAUGUGAAAGCUCC